Messenger RNA from Symbiodinium pilosum, 333 nucleotides. The record is from the annotation of a GenBank genome assembly. NCBI's taxonomy places the organism in Eukaryota, Dinophyceae, Suessiales, Symbiodiniaceae.
GACGUGACAAAGACGUUCUGCGCCAAAAACGGAAUUGCCAUGGUCGUGCGCAGUCACCAAUCCAAAAAGGAUGGAAUAGGUUUUGAUCUGAUGCAUGACAACAUGCUGGUCCGUGUGUUCUCAGCAAGAGACUAUGAGGGCCAUGGUAACGAUGGUGCUGUCCUGCUCAUGCAGCCGACAGAUGAAGGAGAUGCACAAUGCCGAGAUCGUCCGGAACAGAUUCAUGUGAGAGCUCAAGUCCUUGGAUCCUUUGCCAAGGCAGCGGCUAAUGCCAACCGUGGAGCUCUCUACAACCUCUCAGCAUCACAGGAGCUCCGGCGCGGAGGUGCAUGA